Molecule: messenger RNA, 4731 nt
Organism: Cynoglossus semilaevis (tongue sole)
Lineage: Eukaryota; Metazoa; Chordata; Actinopteri; Pleuronectiformes; Cynoglossidae
Gene: fhdc1
Product: FH2 domain containing 1
Exons: 12
Coding region: 1032-4574 (1180 amino acids)
Source: RefSeq, a predicted model, not a curated record
UUGUUCAUAAUAAUGAUGUACUUUUUUUUUACAUUAGCUGAGCCUUUAUAAUGUUAUUAUAUAACCACAGCCUUCAACAUGGAGUGUUAUGUAUGUGUUUUAGUUAGUAGUGUGGUGAAGUAAAGUCACAUAAACACGUCAUAUAUAACACAAAUAUGUUAUAAAUAUAUGAAAACGUGGUGGAACAGCAGUAAACGCAUAAUUAUAUUGAUAACAACAAAGUCUUUUCACGUGACGUUUCUGGUACAUGACUUCGUCAUCACCGAUUGCACCAGUGAUCACAAGCUGCUGGGUAAGGCGCGCGCCUUAGUUGACGCGUGAACGUGCACGAUCCACCUGAACCAAUCAGGGACGAAUCAGCUCACAACACAGCCGCCUCCUGCUCCCGCUGCUGUGCGCGUGUGUGUCAGUGUGAGUGGCUGUAGGUGUGUAUGUGUGUGUUUGCUGCAGCUCUGUCAGGACACCUGGCCGACACACAGCACAGCUUCUCUCUUCUGAGAAGUAAAAAAAAUGCUUUCUUACUAACAACGGUGUCGGAGCGGAUUAUUACGUUUCCCGACGAGUCCCUCCUCAUCCCGCGGGUACAAGUGGAGCAGCAGUGGACGCUGCUGCCACCGCGACCGUUGCUGCUGCAUCAUCGUACUGUUGACUGCUGUUGGUGACCUGCAAUAAAAACUCAGCGGGAGGAGAAAAAAGUCAGUGAUAAGCUUUAUGGCCAGCCCUGCCCUCUUCCCAAAGGGAGGUAACCUUCAAAGCGCAGAGUUCAGCACCAUGGACGAGCAGCUGAGUGAUGGAGACGGACUCAAAGGACAGGCUGUCUUUAGUGUAAUCGGAUGAAGGAUCGUCUAACCUUCCUCCACUAGUAAAGGAAUGGCACUGAAACAUGUUUGUUAUCCAGGCUGAAUGGACGUGAUUUAAAGGAGACAAGACAACUCUUUGUAAACAAGAGGAUAAGCCAUUAGGGUAUCCAGAUUUUUUUUGAUCUACUCUCUCCCAGCCCAGAGCUCGUGUGGUGACAGCCCUCCACUGUGAUGCUUGUUAUGAAUCGUCGAUGUACCACUAAUGAUCCAGAGAGCUGCAGCAGUGAGGAGAGCAGCUGCACCACAUCCUCCAUCACCUCGGAUCUGUCUUCUAUGUCUGAACACACUCAGUCCUCACUACCUUCCCUCAGCGAUGGCCCUGAUACCUUCAAACAUGGAGCCCAGCCUCCACCUCCGCCUCCUCCCCCACUGCCACCUCCACCUCCGGGGGUGCCCCCUCCUCCUCCGCCCCCAAUGUCAACUCCCACCAACCCCAACGGAAGGAAAAAGCGCCGCGUUCGGAGCUUCUUCUGGAAGCCGAUCCCUGAGGAGAAGGUACGUGGGAAACCCAACAUCUGGACGCUGGCAGGACGACAGCAGCAGUACCAGAUCGAUGUCCGCUCUGUGGAGGAGCUGUUCGGGCAACAAGAGGAGGCGGCGUUGGGGGUCAGACAGGUGGCACCAGCCACUGGAACCUCUGCUGGUGUGACCCGGUCUCGAUCGUUCAAAGAGAGCAGCAAGGAAGAGAUCAGCAUUCUGGACUCCAAGAGAGGAAUGAACGUGGGCAUUUUCCUCAAGCAGUUCAAGAAGUCCAACCGCUCCAUUGUUGAAGACAUUCAACAAGGAGACGGGAAGAUUUACGGAGCGGAGCUGCUCAAAGACCUGCUGAAGCUGCUUCCUGAUGCAGAGGAGAUAAAGAAGCUGCAGAUGUUUAAAGGUGAUCCUGACAAGCUGACGCUCGUCGACUCCUUUAUGUUCCUCCUGAUCCAAGUGCCACGGUUUGAGGUCCGGAUCGAGGCGAUGGUCCUGCGUGAAGAAUUCUCGCCGUCCUGUGCUGUGAUGAGCCACGAUAUUGACGUCAUCCGUGUAGCUACCAAAGAGCUGAUGAACUGUGAGGAGCUUCAUGCCAUUCUGCAUCUGGUGCUGCAGGCUGGGAACAUCAUGAAUGCUGGUGGCUACGCAGGAAACGCCGUAGGCUUUAAGCUGUCGUCACUGCUCUCAUUGGCUGAUACUAAGGCCAACAAGCCGGGGAUGAAUCUACUGCACUUUGUUGCCAUGGAGGCCAAGAAGAAGGACGAGAAGUUACUCAAGUUUCCAGAGAAACUUCAGGAUGUGCAGAGUGCAGCCAGAAUCUCAGUGGAGAACAUAGAAGUGGAGUUUUCUUCUUUGUAUGUUCGUACCAAAACCUUGGAGGAAAAGGUUCGUGGAGACCAGGAGCUACAGCAGCAGCUGGAGCCAUUCCUGCAGAGCUCACUUCAGACUCUUCAGGACCUGAAACGACGCAGACUGGAGCUGCGCAAGGAGGGAAACGCCCUCAUCGAUUUCUUCUGUGAAGACAAGGACACGUUUAAACUGGAUGAGUGCUUCCGCAUCUUUCAGGACUUCUGCAUUAAGUUCAAGAAAGCAGUAAAGGACAACCUGGAUCGUGAGGUGAAGGAAGCAGCCAGACUGCGUCGCCUCAGAGAGCUGGAGGAGAAGCGUUUAGCGUGGGUCGGUGUAGAACGCAGCCAAGGGUUUAGUCGCAGCAGCAGUGAGAGUGAUGUGGAGAUGCUCACCAAGGACGGCCUCCUGGAUUUCUUCAAACAGAGGUCUCAGAGUCCAAACAGCCCGCUGGCCCGCUCUGCCAGUGCUCGUCGCCACCGCCACACCAUGACAUCUACGGCGGACCGUGAACUCCAGGGAUACCUAGAGCUCUUCGGAGGUUGCGACAGCGACUCCAAGUUUAACAGCCUACCUCGGUCGGGUCGCACUGUUCAACGCAGGACGACCCCCUGGAUCUUAACCCAGGAUGCAAACCGCGAGCUCGGCCGUGAGCGACAGCUGACAUCUCCGUGUGCACAAACUGAACCCAUCAGCCCUCUGGCCGUGUUCUCCUCCUGUGGAAUAAACGAUAACAUGGACCCAUGUAACAAUAACAACAACAAAUACACAUCUGUGUCUGAAGGCAGCGCUCUGCCUCACUCCUUUUUUGUCUUUAAAAAAUCUGCUCACCUUUCCAUCCCAACCGUUACAGGCCACAUGAAUGUAAAUGUGGAGAAACACACUUUAGUUCCUGGCCCUCAGACUUUUGAGCUACCAAGUCCAAACAAUAACAGUAAACAUAUGCACUUUGUCAACCAGGGAGACAUGGCGGUGACCAGUCUGGAAACAGGAAGAGGAUCAUCCCCGACGUGUCUGGACAUACCAACAGAUCAUGGACUUUCGCAGGGAAGAACAGAUUCAGCACAAGGGUGGGAGUCUAAAAUAGACUGUCACACAAAGACUGGUCCAUCUCCUGACACGGAGAAAGAAGAAGAAGAAGAAGACAGCACUGUUUCAUCUACAACCUGCGACACACCUCUUCCUCUAGACACCUCCGUAUCCAAUAGGAAACCAGUGUUUUACAUCAUAGACUGCACAGAGACCGACUGCUCCGUUACUUUGGAUUAUUCUGAGGCUGAACCCUCAUCUCUAACCAAAGAGGGACUUCAUCUCAGAGCUACAGAUUACAGCAGAGAUCAGGAGAGCCAACAGGAACCCAGCUCCCUGUCCUCUAACCUAGAGUCACCCAAAGACCAGUGUGUGACGAGCAACGAGCUUUCAGCACCCAAAUCUGUGGAUACGGCAUCGAAGACGGCGUCUGGGACAACGGAGGAGUGGGACAAGGAGAGCUGUGACACUGCUGACGGAAAACAAAGUUCAGAAAAGGACACGCAGAAAAACGUCAAGAAGCCGAUUAUCGUAAAAAAUAAAACAACCAAAGCAGUUCGUGCCGUGCGAACGUUGACCAGCAGUGAGAAUCAGGGCAUGAGGAAGGUCGUUCCUAUCAGCAAACCUACGAGGACAGGCAGCAACAAAUGUCCAGAGAGGACGCAGGGGAAUGAGAGCGCAGACACACACCGUCCUCCUCGCGAUCAGAGCACGCCAGCCAGAGGUAGGAGCGAGAAAACCUCCCGUCCUCUUCGACACUCCAGUUUGCCUCCUGAUGAAUCCAAAGCUCCGAGGGCAAGCAGCCUCAGCAGUGGCGUUCCGAGGUGGGCACGUGAUUCCACACCAGGGAAGGCCUCCAUCCACAAACCGAGCGCCAAACCCCUGAGGAACAUCUCCAGACCUCCUCCUGAGGAGAAAAUAUGCCGCUCCACUAUGAGGGCUUUGGCUCAGGCUCAGGCUCAGGCUGAAGCUCAGGCUGGAGGUCACUCUGAGAACAGCAGCUCGCAGACACUCAGUUCCAAAAACACCUCCGACCUUCCCAACUUUGCCCGCAACACAAUUGCUUCCACAACCAGGACCAGAAAGGAGCUGGGACCCCCGUCCGUGCCCUCCACGCCGACUCGCAGCCCCACUGUUUUGGUUCGACAGCCUGUUAUAAAGCAGAGAUUAACACCCGUGGUUCCAAGCGGGGAGGAGUCACAAGGUACAAGUCUGCGAAGAGUGCAGAGCGUUAGGUCCUCCAGUAGAAGAUCGUACCGGAGUGAGACCCCGCCCCCGGCAAUCGAUAACGCUCGUAAAACAAGUAGCUUUUCUGAAAAAUCACUGACGAUAAACAGCAGAAAUACUAAACCCACCUGGAAAUAGUCAAAAACUGUCCUCACCUCUGUCCUCAGUCUGACGUCUCUGCUGGACGAUACAAAAAGGCAGACGCCAAGAAAAUAUAUUUAUCAACAUACCCUUUACGUUUGUAGCUGUCUCUGGAUCAGGUUUACCAAAUCAAAAGAGCACGAUGCAAUGAAAC